CGUAUAUGUAUGUAUAAUUUGGGCUAGAGCAAUGGAGUCGUUGUUGAAGGACUUUGAUAUUCCGGCGAAGAAUCCGUCGGAGGAGGCGCAGAGGCGGUGGAGAUGCGCCGUCACCGUCGUGAAGAACCGCCGGAGACGGUUCCGCAUGAUCGUGGAUCUCGCCAAGAAAUCCGAAGCCAAGACUAAGCUUCUCAAAAUCCAGAUUCCAACUUUGGAUUACCAAUUUUCAUUCGCAAAUGGUGCGCUAACUGUGCGUGUUACCUUACGUCCUCAACCAUAUAUGAAAAUUGGUUGAUAUUCCGGCGAAGAAUCCGUCGGAGGAGGCGCAGAGGCGGUGGAGAU
Camellia sinensis is the source of this 342-nucleotide messenger RNA. The record is from RefSeq and is a predicted model, not a curated record. NCBI's taxonomy places the organism in Eukaryota, Viridiplantae, Streptophyta, Magnoliopsida, Ericales, Theaceae.